Messenger RNA from Xyrauchen texanus (razorback sucker), 4504 nucleotides. RefSeq names its product coiled-coil domain containing 142 (gene ccdc142). Lineage: Eukaryota; Metazoa; Chordata; Actinopteri; Cypriniformes; Catostomidae. The transcript is spliced from 13 exons. The record is from RefSeq and is a predicted model, not a curated record. The coding region runs from base 330 to 3386 and encodes 1018 amino acids.
UCUGGUAUACAGUAUGUUCUUAACCGAGGAGGAUUAUCUAAUAAACUAGCCACCAACAUACCCUUUAAAAUAGGUGUUUUCCAGGAAUAGAGGUCGACUGCGGGCUCCGUCAUGUGCACUGAUGAGUGACUGUCACUAACCUGUUAUUAUUAGCAGACUAACAGCACCACCGCUACAUGGAUACUAGUUAGUUAACAACAAUUAGCCUGUUAGCAUCUGUGUAAUAUGAUGGAGGACACAAACAGAGGGAUAUACUUCAAAACAAAAUACUGGAUUAAAUCAAGACCAGGACGGUUUCAUUUGGUUUCUUAACAGGUUUAAGGUUGGAGAUGGCUCACUCAUCAGGAAGUUCUCAAGAGGGACAGACUGACAACAAUCCAAACAAACACACACAAGCAGACAAGACAGAAACACCGGUCUCUGUCAGGCCUGAUCCUCAACUUACUGAUAAUGGACAGCGAAGGCAAAGUGACUGUUCAGAUGUACUUCCUGAGGAAUAUAAUUCAAAUGAAAAAUAUGAUGCAUCCUGGUACCAGGGCCCUUUCACCAAAUCUCUUCAGAAGGCAGAGGCUCUGUUCCGGACCCGUUUUAACCCCAUGUGGCUCAUGAGGCAGAAGACCAAAGAUGGCAGCUGGGACUCUGAGAUGGAUAGCAUCACUUCCUGUUCCUCUAGGCGUAUUCAGCACCUUGGGCAAACUUUACAAAGCCUCAGAUCUCAGUGCCACAUCCUGCAAGAUCCUGCGUCGGGGGGCAUGCUGUUUGGCUGUGUGACAGGUCUGUCUUCAUCUGUGGAGGGUGAAUUUUACCACCAGCCUCAGAUCGCAACCUUGAGCCAUCAUUACUGCCAGCUACAACACCUGAUGGAGCAGCGAGCCCAGCUGAUCUUUCUCCACGAAUAUUUUCAGCGCUUGCAAGUAGCCACCUGUUUUGUGGGUCAACUGGGCAUGGUGUUGGAGAGGACACAUCUGCUCUUGGCAGACAGGGGCCAUGUUGCAGAGCAGCCCAACUCUAUGUGGAACCUCGGCCUUAGAUCCUUGUGCCAGGAGCUACAAGUUCACCUCAACCAUUGGGAAAUGCUCUGGGCCAAAGCUCGCUCUGACCCCUUUCUUCGCAGAGUUUUCUUCAGCUGUGUGGCGACCCUUGCUUCCAUGCAGCAAACUCUCCAGGUGCUGGGCUUCCAGGCCUUGCUGUUAAUGGAACGUUGUAUUUACACUGCGUUCUCUGCGCUAGCCAUAGCCCAGUUGGAUCGCGUGCCUAGAGAUGCCUUAGUCGAUCUUCUGUGUGCGGUUGAGCUGUACAACCAGGUUGUCGAAGACAGGAGGGGUCAUGGUAGAACAUCUCCCUGGAGCUCACAGCUUGUCUUUAGGUCAGACUGUUUGCAGUUCGUCUCUAGUUUUUUUCGGAAUGGUGUCAGUCCUCAAACAUUACCAGUUGAGCAGCUAAUGAUGAUUGUAGCUCAGAGUCAAGCACAAAAAGCAGCUGAGCAACUUUACACAUGGACAUCACAGCAAAGUAACCUCCUCUAUGUUGCGAACAGCCCCUGCGAGCUGAGGGGCCACUUGGAAUGCCCUAAACUCAAUAGUCACACAUCACCCUCAAUUAAUAUUCAUACAGUACAACUCGAACAUCAGGCUGAUGCUGGUGAGCUGCCCAAAAAGCCCCUUCACACCCUCUGGUCCUCGAAUCUGCUGUUCUCUUCAUUUAUUUCUCGAGACAGAGAGUGUAUCGAUACUCUUUUUCAAGCCCUGGUGACCUCAACGAAUCUCUUGGCUCCACAUAUUCCCAAAAAACCUCAAUUUGAUGGGACAGUUGCUCCAGAAGACCUUUUGGUGGUUUGUCGUAGACCCAUUGAAGAAGAAGAGAGGCUACUGAACAGACCAAGAAUGACCUCCAGGACAAACAAUGUGGUCCCGAUUGAUGUCAGGAAGUCAGAAGCAUGCAUGAAGCUCUUCUCUAAUUAUAAGCACAUGCUAUGGAGAGAAUUUGCUGAAGCUGCUGUAAAACACUUUUAUUACCAGCCAAACAACAGCACUCUGGGUAGCAUCAACCAGUGGAAUGAUGAAAUGGUGCUUCUUUUGGUCACAUGGCUCAAACACUCUUAUACUGAAGAUCACAUCCCUGAAGAAUGUAAAGAAAGUUUAAGCAAUUUCUGCUCUUAUAUUUUGACUACUGCUGCCUUCACACGGUGGGACGAAAUGAUGUGUUUGUCACUGGGCUCAGGCUUGAAAGAGAAGUGUGUUCCUGCAGUUAAGCAGGAAAGAUCUGCAGUGAGAACUGUAACUAUGGAUCACAUCCUGCAGCUUUUUCCUCCUCUCCAUACUGUUCUUCAGUUUCUACAACACCCAGACAUGGAGUCAGGUGACGGUGGAUCCAAUAGCCUUCUGGGAUUGUUGUGUAGGUCCGUUGCCACUGUUCAGUCCUCAACCUUCUGGGUCAUGAGUAAAGCCUACCAAUUUCUGGCCUCCUGGUCCCUCAGCAAGUUCUUGUUGGUCACACAAGGAGAUCUUAAGGAUCUCAAGGGCUCAGUGGAGAGCCUGGUCCUGCUGACUGGAGCUGUCAGCAGAGAUUCAGUUCAUCCUCUGAUAAUUCAACAUACAGCAUCACUCUCUCAGGCAGUCAUGGAUCUACAAGCAUUCUCUGAUCUCGUCUUGAGGAUCUUUUCUUUGGACUGUAAGAGAAUGUCUGUGGAGAUCUUUGAACAAACCAUGCCAUCAGCCAAGCACUGGAGGAUCAAUUACAAAACAGAGUUGCCCAGCAGUCCUAGUGAUUAUGCGGCAUGUGCAGCUCAGAGUGUGAUUGGUCAGGUGCUGAAUGGUGUGCAGCCUCUGCCUGAUGACGCUCGUAUCCCUGCGCUAACUGAGGCCAUGACUGCCUUCAUGGAGGCCUGGAUGGAGCACAUCCUCAAACAGAAAAUCAAGUUUAGUAUUCAGGGAGCUCUGCAGCUGAAGCAGGACUUUGAUCUGAUUCGAGAUUUCAUUCGUUCAGAGGAGUACAGUCUGUCAGAGGAGCUGCAUCAGAAGCUAUUGUCACUGCGUGUCUUUCAUCAGGUGGAUAAUGCUAUAGUGUGUCUGCUGCAGCAGCCUAUGGCCAAACCAUACCUGUCCUCCCAUGGCUGGGAGCCCUUUAGACACUGCUGUCCAAACGGUGCUCAGGUGAUGGAUCAGGCUGCAGGCAGUCUAAAUAACCUGGAGAGCAUGGAUAUACAGGCAGCAUGCCAUCAGGCCCUGACCCAAGCCGAGAGCUCCAUGGCCCCUGAACUGCUCACCUCCACCACACCUGAGUCUUACCUGGCUGUAGCUCAGCAGGAAUGGCUGGAUCUGCGAAUACACAGCGGAUCCCGCUGGAAGCUCCCAAUUCUGCAGUGUUUCGCAAAAUCAGAACCCUAGUCAGAAGGACCAGAGAGGAUAUAUCGGUCUUUACUUGUUGACUUUCAUAAAGACUACCUUGAUUUUAUGUUCAUAUCAGCUAUGUUGUUUAGUUUGUUUAUAAGAAUGGGGUGGUCACCAUAAUUGGCCACCAAACAGUGCAAUUUUCUUGCCAGACAUUCUCACCAGUAAUCUAGUAUGUGAAGCUCUGUGCUGAUUUUACAGAUGUAGCAAUUGUAUUUUCUGUGAAAAGCAAUGUAUCAUCAAGAUACACAAUUGUCAUUGUUAAUGCCUUUAUGAAUAAAAACUGAAAAUAAUAAAAUGUUUCCGUUAUACACAUUUAAAAAAAAAAUUAUAAUUUCUCAUUGAUUUAGUGCUUAAUUAUUCUAGUUUAACAUAUUACAUAUAAUUAUAUAAAGCAGCGUUAUGUGGGUCUAUUGUUCUUAAACGGUGAGUGCAAUUCCGCGUAUGACCGAAGGGUGGCGACAAAAUACCAUGUAAAUGACACGUAAAUACACUUAUGGACUUUUUGAGUGUUGAUAUUUGCUGUUUAUCGAUAAAAGAAAAACCCACUGUAGAAUAAUCGAGACCUGUUAAAGCUGUAGGCCUAUACAACGCUGUAAGUUUACUGUUUAUGCAACUUACGGUUUAAAUUUGUAUUGUUUGCUUGUAUAAUAACUUUUUUAAUAAAUAUAAAAUUAUAUUUUAAUAUAGCAUAUAAUCCAAUUCAUACAAUUUUUUUUAAAAAUGCCAACAUUUAUUCCGGACAGAUAGCGUAUAUUCCAGUUGUGAAAGAAAUGUCCAUGGAGAACACGUCAUUUGAUAUGUUUUAUUUAUUUCAGUUCGGUUUCUCUUCACUUACUAACUCUUUGCUUGAGCCCUAUGAAGAUAUUAUCUUAAGAUAAAUACAGCAAGUGAAUCUAUCUCUGGUGUAAAGGAUUCACAGUAAUGUGUUAACAUGAAAAUCUUUUGAUAUGCAUCAACACUUCAUUAUAAUCUUUCAGAUUCAUUAGGGCUUGACAAAUAUUUUAUAAUGCUUUACAUCUCAGUACUUCAUGUGCAUAUAAAUUAUAUUUAAUUUUGUUGCAUGAUAUUUCUAUCUGAAUGUACAUAACCUGUGAUCUAUUAUGAUGUUUGUA